Molecule: messenger RNA, 1065 nt
Organism: Maudiozyma saulgeensis
Lineage: Eukaryota; Fungi; Ascomycota; Saccharomycetes; Saccharomycetales; Saccharomycetaceae
Source: the annotation of a GenBank genome assembly
AUGAACUCAAUCAAUCACAACGGUACCGAACCAAAUGACGACGAUAUUGAUAAAAGAUUACAAGAUACCUAUGAUGACAUUGAAGAGGCACAUGGUAGUCUAAAGAAACAAAAACUAAAUGAUGGAAAUGAAACUAACCAUUCAGACAAUGACGAUGAUACAGUUGGUGUCGCAGCUAGCGCUGUUACCCAUACUGAGGAUCCAAAUAUUGAUUCCGAAUUACUUGGAGAAAAUCAACAAGAUGAUGAUAAUGAGCACCAUCACGAUGUUAGUUUGCAACAUCACCAAGGCGAGGACGUCAAUAAUGACCAUAAUGACGAUGACGAUGUAGCUGCCGCUGCAGUAUCUGCUACCUAUGAUGAGUUAUUGCAAAGUGAAAAUGUUCAUGACAAUGAUGUUGAUGUAUCAUUACAAGAUACUGAUAACGCAACUGAUUCUCGUAGAAAGCUAGAUCUUGUUGAACCUACAGUUGAUAUGGUCGGUGAUGAUCAAGAUCAAGACGAACAUGGGAAAAUGAAAAUGACCGAAGAAACUGUUGUCGAUAAUACUACUGCCGCUUCGACGUCUGGUACUACAACAGGUGAUGAUGAUGCAUCCAUGGCCAUAGCGAGAGAUAUUGAUGAGGCGCGUAAAAGAUUAGCUAAGAGAGGUCGUAAACCUACACCAAUUACAGGUACAGAUGAAUGGAAGAAACAACGUAGAGAUUCUCAUAAGGAAGUGGAAAGACGUCGUAGAGAGAGUAUUAACCAUCAUAUUAAUAAUUUGAGUUUAUUGUUACCCGUAAAAGAAACUAGUAAAGCUGCUAUUUUAGCUCGUGCAUCUGAAUACAUUGAAAAAUUAAAAGAAACUGAGAAUGCUAAUAUUGAAAAAUGGACUUUACAAAAAUUGUUAAGUGAACAAACGGCUUCUCAAUUAGCCACAGCAAAAGAAAAACUUGAAGAAGAACUUGGUCAUGCUUUCAAAGAAAUUGAUUAUUUAAAACGUUUAUUAGAAGAAAAUCAUAUAAAUAUACCAGAAGAUUCAUUACGUGAUAACAAGAAUAAUCAAUCAAAAAAGGAAGAGUAA